CCUGAAUCAGAAUUUGUAAUCAAGGUCCAAGAUAUCAACGACAAUGAGCCCAAGUUCCUGGAAGGACCAUAUACAGCCAGUGUUCCCGAGAUGUCACCAGUAGGGACAUAUGUGACGCAAGUAACAGCCACAGAUGCAGAUGACCCUACCUAUGGAAACAGUGCCAGAGUGGUGUAUAGCAUCCUCCACGGGCAACCCUAUUUCUCUGUUGAUCCCAAAACAGGGGUUAUAAAGACAGCCUUGCCCAAUAUGGACAGAGAGGUGAAGGAACAGUACCAGGUAUUAAUCCAGGCCAAGGACAUGGGGGGCCAGCUGGGGGGACUGGCUGGGACCACCACCAUCAACAUCACCCUCAGCGAUGUCAACGACAACCCGCCCAGGUUCUCUAAAAGUUUCUUUCACUUGAGAGUUCCUGAAUCGUCUACAGUGGGCUCCGCUGUUGGGAGAAUCAAAGCCCAUGACCUGGACAUCGGAAAAAAUGCAGAAGUGGAGUACACAAUCGUGCCGGGCGAUGGAGGCGCCAUGUUUGAUAUCACUACCAAUGAACACAACCAGGAGGGGAUCAUCAUUCUCCGAAAGCCUCUGGACUAUGAAACAAAGAAGGCAUAUACCUUUAAGGUAGAUGCUUCCAACGCUCACCUGGAUCCAAGAUUUCAGAGCUCUGGGGCCUUCAAAGACACAGCAACAGUGAAGAUUAACGUUUUGGAUGUGGAUGAGCCUCCAGUGUUCAAUAAGCCCUCCUAUGUGAUGGAUGUGUAUGAGGACACACCUGCGGGGACCAUCAUCGGAGCAGUGACUGCACAGGAUUUGGAUGCCAGCAGCAGCCCAGUCAGAUAUUCCAUUGACUGGAAGACCGACUUGGACAGCUACUUUGACAUUGAUCCAGUGGAGGGAACGAUUUCCACGAACGAACUUCUCGACAGAGAAAACAUCGCCCAACACAAUAUCUCCAUCGUAGCAACAAAACUCACUGUCUUCACUUCCAUGACCAUGGCUGUGUCCCAAUUCAGACUCUGCACGCCUGAAGUGAUACAAUCUUUCAGUGCAAAAGACCAGGACUUACCAAGCGCUGGACAACAGUUCUCCUUCAGAUCGCCAAAAGAAGAUCUGAAAAACAGGAAUUUUACCAUCCGAGACUUUGGAAGCAGUGCAGAGGCCAUCUUUCUUCCUGUGGGUCUAAGCACAGGAGCGCUGAUUGCUAUACUUCUAUGUAUCAUCAUCCUGCUCGUUAUUGUAGUCCUCUACGUGGGAUUGAGACGGCAGAAGAAGAAGGAAACCCUUAUGUCAUCCAAAGAGGACAUCCGGGAUAAUGUGAUUCACUACGAUGAUGAAGGAGGGGGAGAAGAGGACACGCACGCGUUCGACAUGGGGACGCUUCGCAAUCCCAAGGUUGUCAAAGACAACCUGUACCGCAGGGAUGUCAAGCCUGAGAUGAAAAGAGGUACCAGGCCGCCUGUCUCUCAGGACAGCGCAGACAUCCGAGACUUCAUCAACCAGCGUCUGAAAGAGCAUGACACGGACAACUCAGCCCCGCCGUACGACUCCUUAGCAACAUACGCUUACGAAGGAGAUGGCUCUGUAGCUGAGUCGCUAAGCUCCAUCGAGUCCCUCGCAAUAGACCUCGAGGAGGACUAUGAUUACCUCACUGACUGGGGGCCCCGCUUUAAGACACUGGCGGGGAUUUUCGGGGAACAGGCAGAAACUCAGUCGAACUCAGCAACCACAGAGAACGCACAUUGAUGUUGUUCACAGACUCAAAAAGCAAAUAUGUAACAAUAUUCUUUUUGUUGGCUCAAAUGUUUCACCAUUACUUUCUUCCCAUGUUUUCCAUUAUUAAUGUUUUGGGGAUUUUUUUUUCAGCUGUUUUCUAUUUCAUUGGUGCUUCACCAUGCUCAGUCCCCAAAUUGUCUCAAAAAAUACAAAAAAAAAAUAGAAAGAAAGAACAUAUGAUAACAUAAGUAGAUGAGCUAAGCAGUCAUUCAAUUUCCUUUCGGCUGAAUAUUGUUUCUCGUCUUACAUUUUAUUUCCUCUCGGGGAUCACGCAUAGACACGGAAAUGUUGCCGUUUCCAACAACAUCCUUUAAAGUGCCUCAAUAUAAUUGUUCUUUCACUUGCUAUUUCAUGCCACAUGUCCAGUGAUGUUCUUUUGAGCCCCAUAGAUAAAUUCAGUCAGCACUGUGCUCCGACUGGCAGAAGCAUCUACCAACACCAAUGUAACUCUGUGGGGACAAUGAGGUGGCCCAAGUUUGGCCAAAGAUGUUUUGAAUGUUAUUUAUUGUUCUAUUUAUUUAUUGGCUGAUUGAGUUUGAUUCGAUUUUUGUGUAUUUAUCUAUUUAUCUCUCAGUCAUCGAUCUGUAUUUUUAUUUUUGGAGACACUUGAGGAUUUUGUAAUUAAUCGAGGCCCACUUGAAAAUGUAUGUUUCUAUUAGGUGGGUCCUGUGAAUAGACUUGUACUAGAGUUGUAAAAAAAAAAAAAGAGAGAGAAAUUAGGGCUAAAUACUGCAGUUGAGUCAUGUAAGCACUGUUUUGUUAAAUAAACCACACUUGGAUAGAA
Messenger RNA from Neolamprologus brichardi, 2554 nucleotides. Lineage: Eukaryota; Metazoa; Chordata; Actinopteri; Cichliformes; Cichlidae. The record is from RefSeq and is a predicted model, not a curated record.